Molecule: messenger RNA, 2655 nt
Organism: Adineta ricciae
Lineage: Eukaryota; Metazoa; Rotifera; Eurotatoria; Adinetida; Adinetidae
Source: the annotation of a GenBank genome assembly
AUGGAUCAGUAUCUUCUGAUUUCUCUGGAUUCAUCAUCUGAUUCGAUAAUUGAUGUUUUAAAACAAUUUCAACAUGUCUUUACUUCCAUACAACACUUCGUUGAAGCAAAUACUUGCAUAGACUUUAUAACGAAUUUAAAAAGUGGAAAGUGUUUCCUCAUCAUCUCAUUUGAACAUAUUCAAAUCAUACCAUUGAUCAAUCAUAUACCACAAAUUCAUUCCAUUUACAUUCUCUUUAAGAAUGAGGGCGAAAGAUCAGAUGAAGAUCCAUUACAAUAUGAAAAAGUUCAAAGUUUAUCUAUGACCAUUGAUCAGCUAAUUACACAAAUAAAACGUGAUACUGAGCAUUUGGUACGAAAUCGUGUAACAAUCAACAGUUUACCAAAUGGUAAUAUCGGAUCAUUUAGUAAGAGUGGGCAGAACGCUGAAAAUAAUGUUCAAGAAGCAACUUUUAUGUAUUCACAAAUUCUACGUAAUAUUUUCGUCCAAGAAAACUAUACGGAAACAGAUAAGAAUGAAAUGAUUGAUUUCUUUCGUCAACAGUAUCAUGAUAAUCCAAGUGAAUUAGGAAAGAUCACUCGAUUUCAGCAUGAUUACACAGCUGACCGUGCUAUCUAUUGGUAUACGAUGGAUGGAUUUCUUUAUCGUACGAUUAAUAGGGCAUUGAGAACACAAGACAUUUUAACUCUUUAUCACUUACGUUAUUUCAUCAAAGAUUUACAUUUACAACUGAAGGCACGUCACGCAGAUUUUUGUUCGAUUUUAUCACAUGAAAAUUUGACGGUCUAUCGAGGAGUUGGAUUGCCGAUUGAUGAAUUCGAAAAGCUAAAGCCAGGUUAUCUGGUAUCAUUUAGUGAAUUCCUAUCGACAAGUAGGAGACAAGCUUUGGCAGAAGUCUAUGUCCGCAACGAUGGUGACAAUAUGCAAGCGAUUUUAUUUGAAAUUGAGCUCAAUUGUGCCAUUCAAACAUCAACGCCCUUCGCGGAUAUAUCUGAACAGAGUCAAUUCAAUAUUGAACAGGAGAUUCUUUUUUCUAUGGGUAGCGUUUUUCGAAUUGAAAGUAUAUGCCAAACGCCAGAAACACGUUGGGAUAUAAAACUCUCUCAAACAUCAGAUGAAGAUCAACAAUUGAAAUUGUUACAUCAUUGGUUAGAUCAAGCGAUAUUUCAAGUUCAACAUUUUCACUCGAAAUUAAGUUCACUGAUGUUGUUUAUCUCUGAUUAUGACAAGGCUGAAUAUUUCUUGCGAAAAACCAUGGCUCAACCAAGUUUUAGCACGUGCACAGAAAGCAUCGCGGCAACAUUGGCAAUAUUUGGUGAAAUUUACUUCCACCAAAACAAGCAUGAUCAAGCCAUGACCUUGUUUCAACAAACAGUUGAAUUAUUAGAAAAAGUUUCUGAUACAGAUGUAUCGUCCACUAUACAGCGAUGUUACACGGGUUUAAGUGAAAUUUAUUUAGAACAAGGCGAAUUGAUGAAAGCUUUGGAGUACAGUCAAAAAUCCCUUGAUACUAUCCGUUCCGACGAAUAUAUGAAGACUAUUGAUCUUUUACUAGCAACGCGUCAUAAUAAUAUUGGACAUAUCUAUUACAAACUGGGUCAUGUCAAACAAGCACUACAUUAUUUUCAAAAAGCGUUGGAUUAUACUCGUUCCCUUUUACCUAAUAUUCCACUACUAUCAAAAAUAUAUUGUAAUUUCGCAAUGACUUAUGAACUAUGUGGAGAUUAUUCAAAUGCAGAACUCUAUUGGCAUCAAGGACUUGAACAUCAUCUGAAAUCAUUGCCCAAUGAUACUGAUGCCACUGCUUAUCUCUUUCAAGCCGUAGCACUCAAUUUAAGUGACCACAAGAAAUAUCAUGAAUCCAUUGAUCUUCUUCAAAAAUCGUUGAUCGUUUGCAAAAGUCAAGGAACCAAAGCAUUGUGCUGUUGUUAUAAAAGCUUCGCAACGUCCUAUCAUGCUCUGGGCAAAUCUCAGUUAGCUGUAGAUUCUCUUCACAAAGCUAUUGAACUGGCACAAACUCUCACAGAUAUGAAUUUAAGUAUUAUUUAUGUAGAUAGUGGUAAUAUUCAUUAUAGCACGAAGCAAUAUGAAGAGGCGUUGAUAGCAUAUGAGAAAGCAUUGAAUUGUGCUCGACCAACUGCAAAACUGUCGAUACAAAUGAAGAUUUUUUUAACUUACACAAAUCUGAAAAAAUCGGACAUAGCAUUGCAAUAUUACGAGAAUCAUCUGCAAGAACACACGUUAGAGCUUGAUUCUGACGAUCGUAUUUUAAUGCAUUAUUAUAUUGGAGUGAAUUAUGAUAAUUUGAAAAACUAUGAUCAAGCAUUGAAAUAUUUUCAAAUAGCUCAAGAAGUGAUGUUGCCUGUGUCAAAAUACAGAUCAUUCAUUAUCGAUAUACUCGAAAGAAUGGGAGAUAUUCUAAUCAAACGAGAGCAAUGGUUAGAAGCAAAUAACAUCUUUAGAAAAUUAUUAACUUAUCAACCAUCAGCAAACGUGCAUCUAAACAUUGGCAUUAUUAACAUAAAGCAAAAUAAUUUUCAAGACGCGAUUCAAAGCCUACGAAUGGCACAGGAACUGGCCAAAAUGACUAGUGAUUCAUUUACAUUAGAAAUAGCCACCCGACAACUCAAUUUACUGAGUAGAACAGAAAGCUAA